This is a messenger RNA of Pelobates cultripes (western spadefoot toad), 2289 nucleotides long. The record is from the annotation of a GenBank genome assembly. NCBI's taxonomy places the organism in Eukaryota, Metazoa, Chordata, Amphibia, Anura, Pelobatidae.
AUGACCACAAAAGAAGUACAGCUCAACAGCGACAUACACUUUCUAUCCAUCUGCAAGAAAAGACAGCUGAUCCCCAAAGGCAUAAAAAUCAAAAAUCCACUGGCUAAUACGCAGAAAACACAGUAUGCUGAAAACCUGUGUAAACGCACUAGUGAGAAACUAAGAAACCAUCUCAUCCACCAGCUCUACAACAAGAAAUAUAGCAUACAACAUAAAAAACAAUAUCUACUCCAAAAUCUACGUGAGGAGAAUACAUAUAUGGCUAAACAACUAGAACAUGAUCUACACUAUUUUUACAAAAAGCAACAAAGGGACCUUUUUAAGAAGAAAAAUAAUAAACUCAUCAGACUACAGCAGGAUUAUCACAAACAUUUGGCAGAGAAAGAGAAAUGGCAAGAGAAAUCUGGUAUUGUUAACAUUUCGGAUUACAAACUAUCUGACCCAGAAACAUCAGUUCUCUCCAAAGGACUAUCAUUUUGCCCUAGCACAAAACUUGAUGACAUUGGUCUCUACUCUGACGUGGAAGAAUUUUUCAGAAGGAUGCGACUUAAGGAAUACUUUCAUGACAAAGAGAGCACUGAAACCACAAUGGAUUACAACAACCGGAAAAAACCCACUAAUUUCAGUCCAGCACCAGGACGAAAUGCCAAACUGGACAGUUACAUUGAAAGUUUCUGUCUAAGAACAGUAUCCUUGACAACCAAGCAAAACCAAAAGAAAAUGUUUCAUAAUCUCUCAGUACAGGAACAAAUGGCUAUAAAUGACCUGAAAAAUAAUCAUGCUAUCACCAUCAAACCAGCAGACAAGGGAGGAGCAGUAGUGAUAAUGAACACCCAGGACUACAUAAAAGAGGGUGACAGGCAAUUGUCAGAUGACAAAUACUAUAGAAAACUAAAUGAAGACCCCACCAAGGAAUAUACAUCACAACUUAGGGAGCUCAUUAAAUCCUUCCCUGAGAACUUACACCUAGAACUGCAAUCACUCAUACCAACUAGUCCCUGCAUGGGCACUUUCUAUAUGCUUCCCAAAAUUCACAAAGCCGGCAAUCCUGGAAGACCCAUAAUUACAGGAAUGGGAACUCUCACAGAACAGAUCUCAGGACUGGUAGAAAAUACCCUAAAACCUCUAGUCACCAACACUAACAGCUUCAUAAAAGACACAACCGACUUCCUCAACAAACUCAGCCAAAUCACCAAUCUCCCUGCUAACACCAUCCUUGUAACCAUGGAUGUGGAAUCUCUGUACAGCAACAUUCCACAUACAGAUGGCAUCAAUGCUUGCUUCCAUUUUCUCUCUCAUGUCAACAACCAAAAAUACAGCCCCCGAAUUAUCACAGAACUGGCACUAUUUAUCCUCACACAUAACUACUUCAGUUUCAACAAUGAGGUUUACCUACAAACCAUGGGCACUGCUAUGGGCACUAAGAUGGCACCCCAAUAUGCUAAUCUGUUUAUGGCAGAUCUUGAACAGAGAUUCCUAGAUAACCAACACACCAAACCAUACAAAUAUUAUCGCUACAUCGAUGAUAUCUUCAUAAUUUGGACUGAAAGCAAAGAAAAACUGAUACAGUUCCAUGACUCUUUCAACACAUUCCAUCCAUCAAUCAAACUAAAAAUGGAAUAUUCCACUAGAUCUGUGAAUUUUCUGGACACAACUGUGACAUGUAAUAAUGGCACAAUCCACACCUCGGUUUACAGAAAACCCACAGACAGGUGCAGUUACCUACACAGCUCCAGCUUCCACCCCUCUCAUACUAAACAGGGCAUCAUCUACAGCCAAGCCACUAGGUACCAUCGCAUAUGCUCUGAUCCUAAUGACCGUAAUUCCCAUCUAAAUGUACUCUCCCAAUCCAUGAGACAGAAAGGCUACAAACCAAAGACUAUUACCAAACAAAUCAACUCUGCUGUAAAAACGCCACGUACGCGCCUGCUACAAUACAGAGAGAAAAAAAUAUGCACACGAGUGCCACUUGUGGUCACCUACAACCCUGCUCUUGAGGAAAUACGGAAAAUCAUCAAAGACCUACAACCAAUAUUAACAGAAGAUGAGACUCUGAAAAACAUUUUCCCUGAAACACCCAUUUUGGCCUUCAGACAACAACCAAACCUCCAACAAAAAUUAAUCAACAGGAGGCUGCCCACUGAUGGUAAUAAUGAAGAAAACAGGACCAGUCAAUGCAAAAAAACUCGCUGCAAACUGUGUCAGCACAUAUGCACAGACAACACAGCCACACACAACAAUAAAACCUACAGCAUUAAAGGUUCAUACUCCUGCACAUCCAGCAAUGUG